GCGCGACCAAGCAAGUUAGCUGGAUAGCAUAACAACGUUUGAUGGGAGCUACAAGGAUAGGUGGUGCUGCAGAAACAGCCGACAUCGGCGUUUGACCCAUUGUCUGCCAAGACAACCAACAUUACAGUUUUGUCAAGGCGCAGACUUUUGAAUGAUGGAAUGCAUUUGUGGAUUAAGACAUCGAAAAUAUCGAUGGUAUUACUGUCAGACCUGUCAGAUGCAGGGGCACUGAGAUUAAUUUGCUAGCCACCUCGCUAACAAAUGUCGAUGUACUUCUACCGAAUCUAACUAGCUAAGUAAGCAGACUAGACGUAGCAAGAUAGCAGGCUGCUAUAGCAUUAAUAUUUGUCUCUAUAACGUUAGAUUGCUGGCUAUUAAAGUUUCUUGUCAAUACCAUUUCAGAAUGUUUCACGUAUCAUAAUGUGUUAGCCAGUGACGGCUGCCAUUCAUAAAACGACAGCAAGCUAACAUUGAUUCAGCUACCCGGUAGUAGGGUUAAAUGGUUAUAAUUCACUGACAGUGAAAAAGAUUGCUGUAAUUGUUUGUAACGUUAGUAAGGGAUACUAGUACUCGCCUAAACCUAUUAGUAGGACGAAUCUUACGUUAAACGUUACUUGGUCUCCAUCCCAGCUGCAUUUUUAGUCGGGCAGAUAUCUGUGGACAUCAUUAAGGUAUUUUGCAGGUACACUGUAUCUGAUAACGUUAUUUCGUUUCGGAUUAGUUUCCCUCACCUGCAUUUUGGUUCAACGUUAGGUUAAGUAGUUAUCCUAUAUAUAACUAACGUUAUCUAGUUCACAAUAAUCUCCUCGCCUAUCUAGCUAGAUAGCAUAGCUAACUAGCUCGAUAGUAAACCACCAGUAAGUUUUCCAUCAUAACAGUUGUAUGACCGGUUCUCUGCUUCCUCUUUACCGAAUAACACGAUUAUUCUGUGUUGUUAGGAAACGUUAAGUCCAUACACAGAACUCGUCGGUUAUUGUGAACCUGCUAAAAACGAAGGAAACAUUAGCAAGGCAUCCAUCGUUAAACUAGGUAUUAGUGACAGCAGGCAGCAAAAUAGUCAGCUAACAGUAAUAGCGAGCUAGCCUAACUAGGUUGCAGAAGAUAUGGCAGCAGACCUUCAAUCAAAAUAUACCAAACUGGCCCAGGAGUACUCAAAGCUCCGAGCCCAGAACCAAGUCCUGAAGAAGGCUGUGGUGGAUGAGCAGGCCACUUCUGCCUCGCUGAAGGAUGAGCUGAAGCAGAGGGAGCAGAGCCUGAGGCGGGUGGAGCAGGAGAUGGACAGCCUCAGCUUCAGGAACCAGCAGCUGGCCAAGAGGGUGGAGCUGCUGCAGGAGGAGCUGGUGGCCACUGAGGCAAAGGGCAAGAAGAGCAAGCAGAGUAAAGGAGACUCCCCCUCCCAGCCAAACCUGCAGACCCAGAUUGUGUUUGACGAGGACCUGCAGAAGAAGAUUCAGGAGAAUGAGAGGCUCCACAUUCAGUUCUAUGAGGCGGAUGAGCAGCAUCGGAGGCAGGAGGCCCAGCUGAAAGCUCGUCUGGAGCAACUGGAGAAGGACUCGGACCAGCACCAGGCCGUGGUUGAGGGCCUCACCGGGAAGUACAUGGAGAACAUCGAGAAGCUGCAGAGUGACAAGGCCCGACUAGAGGUGAAGGCACAGACAUUGGAAAGGGAAGCCAAGGACUGUCGAAUACGAACAGAUGAGUGUCAGCAGCAGUUGAGGAAGUAUCAGUUGGAGUUGAACCGGCAGCUGAAGCAAAGCAGCAGUGUCAUCCAGGAGAAAGUGCCCUUCAAUGACACCAAAUUCGGUGACUACAACAGCUUGAACGUUCCGCCACACAACCGUCGGCACCAGCUGAGGGCUCGUGAUGUGGCCGGACAGGCCCUCGGCUUCAUCCAGGACCUGGUGGCGGCCCUCCUCAACUUCCACUCCUACACCGAACAGAGGGUGCACAUCUACCCCCUGGACUCGUCCAUAGAGACCAUCUCCCCCCUCAACCAGAAGUUCUCGCAGUAUCUGCAUGAGAACGCUGCCUACGUGCGCCCACUUGAAGACGGCCUUGUGCAGCUGCACCAAAGCAUCACGGAAGACACUGUUACCAUGCUGGAGACGGUUAACAAACUUCAGGACUUCUCCAAGUACUUCAGUGCCUACACACGCUUCCUACAGAAGAUCUUGCCCUACCAACUCAAAAGUCUGGAGGAAGAGUGUGAAGCUCCUCUUUGCAACUCCUCCCUCACCUCGAAAAACCAGGAGUUGCAGGACGACAUGAAGAGAGUUACCUCUAUCUUUGAGAAGCUGCAGACCUAUAUCAGUCUACUGGCCUUACCUAGUGUGCGUGAGGACGCCCUGCCCCAGAGCAGCUCCGGUGCGGUGUUCACUCAGCUGGCCGCUUCUCUUCACAGCCUUCACGACGCCAUUAAAGAGAUGUUAAAGCAUUACAGCCAGAAGGCGGGCAUGGAGCAGGAGCUGCCCACGGUCACCCAGAAGAUGCGCACCACCAACGAGUGCCUGCUGUCCUCACUGGGCUCCCUCACCAACAGCACCCACAAGAUCGCGGCCUUCUUCAGCAAUAACCUGGACUUCUUCACCUCGUCCACCGGCUACGGCCCUCGGGGGGGAGCCGGGGCCCUCAACCCGGUGCAGGCAGAGAGCAUGCUGGGUAACAAGAAGCAGGCGUCAGCCUACAUGCAGGCUGUCAGGAAGGCCAGGCCAGAGUCAGUCCCCUACACCGAGGCCCUGACCAACCGGCGCGUCCUCACCAGCUCCACAGAGAGUCGAGAGGGACUCACUCAGCAGGUGCUGCAGUCCCAGGAGAAGAUGGCUCGUCUGGAGCAGGAGAAGGAGCACUGGCUGCUGGAGGCACAGCUGGGCCGCGUGCGUCUGGAGAAGGAGACCCAGCGCAUCACGGAGCUCGAGGCCCAGCUCUCCGCAGCGCUGGGGGGCACCGCCGCCAACCCGCCCACGGCCACCGCGCCCGCCCAGGACAGCCCCGGCACCUCAGGCCAUCUGGACCUGGAGUGUGAGGAGAGAGGAGCCAGCAAGGAGUCGAGCCAAAGCUCCAGCCUGGUUGGCCUGCUGCUCACAACGACUUGCAGUGAGGACGUGAGUGAAGAGGAGUCACGAGAGCAUCUGAUUAAGUCUCACUACAUGUCGCGUGUGGCAGAGCUCACGUCCAAGCUGCAGAUGGCCGACAGCAAGGUGGUGCACUUCCAUGCUGAGUGUCGUGCCCUUGCCAGGCGGCUGACUAUCGCUGAGAAAUCUCGUGAGACCAUGACCGAGGAGUUGAAAGUGGCCAAUCAAAACAUUUCACGGCUGCAGGAUGAGCUGGCCACAACCAAGCGCAGCUACGAGGACCAGCUGAGCAUGAUGAGUGACCACCUGUGCAGCAUGAACGAGACCCUGAGCAAGCAGAGAGAGGAGAUCGACACGCUCAAACUGGGCAGCAAGGGAAACUCUAAGAAGAAUAAGGGCCGGUAGUGAAGCACGGACACAGCACGGGGAACAGGAGGAGUAACAACCCAUGGGACGAUCCAGCACUGUCCUGCCAUCGCCACCACUGCAGCAUGGAGAGAGAGAGAGAAAGAGAGAGAGAGAGAGAGAGAGAGAGAGAGAGAGAGAGGUUCACCCUCCCUACACUUCUUUCUAUCUGGCCACGUUGGGCUGAGGCUCUGGGAGUGAGUGUGCUGCUCUCUACAGGAAAAGCUGAUUUAUUUUUAUGUUUUCUUUUUUUUUUUUUUUCUCCCAUCUGUUUCCGUGCACAUAUAAAGUGUGUGUGUGUGUGUGUGUGUGUGAAGUGCUUCCUGGAGCAGGCGGUCAGCAGUUGCUCCCUACUCAACACACGGCGCCCCGCACAGGGUGGGCCAGCCUGAGGAAGUGCUUUCAGUUCAGGGGCCGCACAGGUUUACUUACUUACUCUUCAACCGCUGUGUGUGUGUGUGUGUCUGAAUGUGAGUGUGUGUGUCUGAAUGUGAGUGUGUGUCUGAGUGUGAUGGUGUGUG
Messenger RNA from Clupea harengus (Atlantic herring), 3997 nucleotides. RefSeq names its product protein phosphatase 1, regulatory subunit 21 (gene ppp1r21). NCBI's taxonomy places the organism in Eukaryota, Metazoa, Chordata, Actinopteri, Clupeiformes, Clupeidae. The transcript has 22 exons. Gene Ontology annotation, cellular component: early endosome; membrane. Bases 1104 to 3476 code for a protein of 790 amino acids. The record is from RefSeq and is a predicted model, not a curated record.